Chanos chanos (milkfish) is the source of this 1662-nucleotide messenger RNA. RefSeq names its product hydroperoxide isomerase ALOXE3-like. Gene Ontology annotation, biological process: lipid oxidation. Bases 1 to 1662 code for a protein of 553 amino acids. Gene Ontology annotation, molecular function: protein binding; oxidoreductase activity, acting on single donors with incorporation of molecular oxygen, incorporation of two atoms of oxygen; iron ion binding. NCBI's taxonomy places the organism in Eukaryota, Metazoa, Chordata, Actinopteri, Gonorynchiformes, Chanidae. The transcript is spliced from 12 exons. The record is from RefSeq and is a predicted model, not a curated record.
AUGGCGGAAUAUAAGGUCACCAUCACUACUGGAGAAAUGAUGUGGGGUGGAACAUUCGACAACGUCUUCAUUACACUUGUCGGUACUGAGGGAGAAAGCGAGCGCACGAUGCUUAAUGAGGGUCGGGACUUCGCCGGGAACUCGGGGAAAGAGUACAUAGUGAAGUGCGAAUCAGCUCUGGGAAAAAUCAUUCUAAUUGGUAUCGAGAAGGAGCCAUAUCUCUUCCUACCAGAUGAUGACUGGUUCUGUGCAAAGGUGAAGGUGAUAACGCCUGAAAAAGAAGAACUACAUUUCCCAUGUUAUCGCUGGAUUAAGGAAAGGCAUCUGGUGUUUAUUAGAGAGGGCAAAGCACUGACUCCGUUUAAAGAGGAAGAUGAUAAGCUGAUACUUAUGAGACAGGCAGAACUGGAGACACAAAAGAAAGCUUAUCAAUGGAAAGAGUUUAUAGAGAAGCUACCAUACUGCAUCGCUGCUGAUGAUGCCAAAGAACUUCCUCCUGAUCUGCAGUUUACUUUCGACAGAUCCAUGGAGUUCCUCUUGAAUUUUUAUGUCACGAUGGCUGAGCUAAAAUGCAAGUUCUUGGCUGACAGCAAGAAGCCAUGGGCCAAUCUGUCUGACAUCAGUGGCGUGUUCUGGUUCAACAAGACUGAGACCUUCACGUAUGUCCAAGAGCACUGGAAAGAGGAUCCGUUUUUCGGCUAUCAAUUUCUAAAUGGAGCGAAUCCCAUGGUGAUCCAGUGCUGCAAGAAAUUACCAGAAACUUUCCCAGUUACGGAAGACAUGGUCCAAUCUUCUCUGAAGGGCAGUGCCCUUGCACUUGAGAUGAUGAAUGGGAACAUUUUCUUGUGUGAUUACAAGCUUUUACUUGACUUGCCAACCAAUGUCAUCAACAUGCGUCCGCAACAUGUGGUUGCUCCCAUCUGCCUGUUCCACAGAACUGCUGAAGACAAGAUAGUGCCUAUUGCUAUCCAGCUGAGGCAGGAGCCAGGGGAGCUGAGCCCAAUCUUCCUGCCCAGUGAUUCAGAGGAGGACUGGCUCCUGGCCAAAGUGUACGUGCGUGCGGCCGAUUUCAUUGAGCACCAGCUUCACUAUCACCUUUUAAGAACUCACUUGCUGGCAGAGGCCUAUUGUCUGGCCACAUUGCGCAAUCUACCUACAGUCCAUCCCGUUUACAAGCUGUUGAUUCCUCACACACGCUUCACAGUGCAUAUCAACCUUCAGUGGAGAGAGAAGAUAAUGUCAAAAGAUGGAUUCUUUCCUAAGUACACUGCCACAGGGAGUGAUGGGAUGGUGGAAGCACUGAAGAGAGCAUAUCCCACCGUGACCUACCGGUCCCUUUGCCUUCCUGAAAACAUUGAGGACCGUGGUCUGAAAGACGUGCCCAACUUCUACUACAGGGAUGAUGGCCUUGCUCUCUGGGACAUCCUGUUUAAGUAUGUGGAUGGAGUGAUGAGGUUCUUUUACAAGUCUGAUGCCGAGGUAGCUUUGGAUAAAGAGCUACAGGACUGGAUCCUAGAUAUCUUCACACACGGCUUCCUGAAGAAUGCAGAAUCAGGAAUCCCACAGGCUUUUCAAUCAGUGGAUAAAGCUGUGAAGUUCCUUACGAUGGUGAUCUUCAACAUGACAGCACAACACUCAGCAGUGAACAGUGGACAGGUGUAA